AUGGGCACCUUUGCUGCCGCACUGCUGCAAACUCCUACAAGGUGUCUACAUGAUUUGCGCCGUGCUCAGCGAGCAUACCACUGCAAGGAGCAUGACGAGUGGGAGGUUCUGGCAGAUGAUCCGAACUGGCCUGGAGAGGAUGCGCAGCAGCUCCGAGUGUUGGGUCAGGUUUGUGGGCAUCAUGACGUUCCCAAUGUAAAGCUUGUGAUGAACCUCGCGUUUCGUGGCACGGUAAGCCAAGAGAAUUUGGCGACAAACUUGCUGGCGGAGUUGGUGCCAUGUGCUUUGGGAUCAGGCUCAACGCAGUUUUGGCAGAUUUGUCAAUCGCUCCCAGCGAAGUGCUGCUUCGAGCCACUGGACACAGCCUCGGGGGUGCACUGGCUAUGUUGGCCUGCUUCGAUUUGGCGACGUGUCGCGGGCUUGAAGCAGAGUGCUGCACCUGGGGAUCCCCUCGCGUGGGAGAUGCCAACUUUGCAGCUCUCUAUAUUGCAGCUGUACCGAAGACGGCCAGAUUUGUGA
This is a messenger RNA of Symbiodinium pilosum, 519 nucleotides long. NCBI's taxonomy places the organism in Eukaryota, Dinophyceae, Suessiales, Symbiodiniaceae. The record is from the annotation of a GenBank genome assembly.